Fundulus heteroclitus (mummichog) is the source of this 937-nucleotide messenger RNA. RefSeq lists its product as uncharacterized. The record is from RefSeq and is a predicted model, not a curated record. Gene Ontology annotation, biological process: interleukin-15-mediated signaling pathway; positive regulation of ERK1 and ERK2 cascade; T cell activation. The transcript is spliced from 5 exons. Lineage: Eukaryota; Metazoa; Chordata; Actinopteri; Cyprinodontiformes; Fundulidae. Gene Ontology annotation, cellular component: membrane raft; external side of plasma membrane. The coding region runs from base 173 to 937 and encodes 254 amino acids. Gene Ontology annotation, molecular function: protein tyrosine kinase binding; MHC class II protein binding.
AUGCUUUUUUAUUUAGAAAUGCCAAAUAAUAAAUGGUGGAUGUGAUACAGAGUGAAGUCAUGAUGAGGAGGUAACACCUCUCAAACCACACAGCCCCUCAUAUAUUUAUCUGUUUCCUCUUUAGACUCUGAAUCAUUUGUGAACUUGUCAGCCAGAGAAACGGAGAGGAACAAUGAUCACUGCUAGAAAGAGACAAACAUCUUUAUUUCUGAUACUGAUGUUUCACCUAACAGCAGCAGCAGCUGGACAAGGUCUGUACUUGACAGUCAGAGUUGGUGAUGAAGUCUCUUUGUCUUGUGGAAAUGUAAAAUAUGCCAGGAAUAACUGUGAAAGCAUCAUCUGGUUGUCCGUUUAUAACAGCAAAGUAGCAGCUUCAACACUGUUUGAAACUGGACAGAUUCACAAGGAUGCAGCAGCUAAAUCAGACAGACUGAGUGUUACAGCAGACUGUUCUCUGGUUAUAAAGAAGGUCUCAGUGGAGGAUGCUGGUCAGUACAUCUGCAGACAGUUUAUAAACGGGAAACAACAAGGACCAGACUCUUUUGUUCUUCUGUCUGUUGUUAACAUGGUUCAACAAAACCAGAAAGAUAAAAUCCUCUUAAUCUGCUCUGUGAUGGAACUUGGCUACUGUAGACACACAGUGGAGUGGCUGAAGGAGGGAACAGAGGAAAAGUUUUCAGACCAGGAGAAAUCAGGACAGUCCUGCUCUGCUACUGUGACGUUUCCAGCAUCUGUCCGUAACUCAGAGUCAAACCUUCCUCCAGUCCUAAAGUGUAAAGUGACACAUAGUUACACUAACAAAGUGCAGCUGUUUGACUUCAGGCUUCAGUCCUCUGGUGGGAGAACAGAUUCAACAUCAACAACAACAAAACAAGCCACGAUAAAAACAAUCACCACCACACAACCACCUACAACUAAAUCAACAACAAGGAAAUAA